Aspergillus piperis CBS 112811 is the source of this 429-nucleotide messenger RNA. RefSeq lists its product as uncharacterized. The transcript has a single exon. NCBI's taxonomy places the organism in Eukaryota, Fungi, Ascomycota, Eurotiomycetes, Eurotiales, Aspergillaceae. Bases 56 to 274 code for a protein of 72 amino acids. The record is from RefSeq and is a predicted model, not a curated record.
GUUAGUUGGUUAGUUUGUUAGUAUCUUAGUAUCCUUCGUCACGGUGGAUCUGCUCAUGGUCCGUCCACUCCGGAGGUUGUGUGAUCGAAUGGCAUUUCGGUGGCUUCGUUCAAGACAAACCUCCAGGGUCGGAUCCACUCCGUUUCGAGCAUGCCAUCCCGUGUGGUCAAUAUACCCUGUCUGGUCCCUGUCCGGUAUAUUUGAUAUCCGUUUGCCUCCUGUCGGCUCUUACUGGCUUCCCCUGGCGGAUUUUUUUCAACAUCUAUUUCUGUGACGCUUCAUCUCUCUCUCCAUCUCUCGUCAUCUCACGUUCCUUUCACUCCUCCUUUCCUCGUUGCUGUUGUUGUUGUUGCAUGGGUGACCCUUGACAACACUAACUGCAUUGCUACCAUCCCUCUCACCUCUCUCACCUCACCCAUAUCCCCGUCC